GACAAUAGCUUUUGAUCAACCAGCACACAAUAUGGGAAGAUCUCCAUGCUGCGAUGAGAAUGGCCUUAAGAAAGGUCCCUGGACUCCCGAAGAAGAUCAAAAGCUAGUCCAGCACAUUCAGAAACAUGGCCAUGGAAGUUGGAGAGCUCUCCCUAAGCUAGCCGCUAUUUUUCUUACAAUUUUUGCAGGUCUUAAUAGAUGUGGAAAAAGUUGUAGGCUAAGGUGGACUAACUAUUUAAGGCCUGAUAUCAAGAGGGGAAAAUUUUCUCAAGAAGAGGAGCAAACAAUUCUGCAUCUCCAUUCCAUCCUUGGAAACAAAUGGUCAGCAAUUGCAACCCACCUUCCAGGCAGGACUGACAAUGAGAUAAAGAAUUUCUGGAACACUCAUUUAAAGAAAAAGUUGAUUCAGAUGGGUUUUGAUCCAAUGACUCACCAGCCUAGAACUGACCUUGUUUCAAGCCUUCCAUAUCUGUUAGCUUUGGCCAACAUGACAGACCUAAUGGAUCAUCAGUCAUUGGAUGAACAUGCUGUGAGGUUACAAGCAGAGGCAGUCCAGCUGGCAAAGCUUCAAUACCUCCACUAUCUAAUCCAGUCCUCAACAAACUCCUUAAGCACCAACUCCUAUGACCAAAAUGCCACCACCACAAACAACAACAUGGAACCUUUGAGUUUGUUAAACUCAAUCUCCAAUGUGAAAGAGAAUCCUGUCAUGCUGCAACCAGAUACUGAUCCUGCCUCAUUUUCUCAAGGCAUUGCUAGCUCUCAACCACUCCACCACCCAAACGUGCUACCUCACCUUUUAGACCCACAAGUCUCUUUCAGCUCUCAAUCAUGUUUGAACAGUGAGAUGGGUCAGGGUACUAACUUUGCAAUGAUAAGUCAAGGGGAUCACACGGUUGAUCUUGACUCUUCGUGGAUUAUUCCAUCUAUUCCUCCAAAUGCGAUAGGGAACAAUCCAGGAGAUGCCAGCAGCAGCACUUCUAGCUAUGGAGGAGGGCACUCAUCUUAUUGGUCUGAACUAUUUUUUGAGGACCCCAUCAUGCAUGAGCUAUCUUAGUAUUUAAUCCGAAAGAGGUUGAAUUAUUGUGUGCCACUGUUAUGCUUUGUUCGCUUCUUGCCACUUAAUUUUAGCCUUUAUGCUCUAGUAUAGGAACAUAUAGAUAUAUGUGAUAUGUCCAUUUACAAACGUAUUUAUAUAUGAAUACAUGUUUUGUACAUAGCUUUGGGACAGUUU
Messenger RNA from Cajanus cajan (pigeon pea), 1234 nucleotides. The record is from RefSeq and is a predicted model, not a curated record. NCBI's taxonomy places the organism in Eukaryota, Viridiplantae, Streptophyta, Magnoliopsida, Fabales, Fabaceae.